AUGACGACGCUCGUCCUCACGGCCACCCCGGUGGCCACCCUGCAGCAGCUGACCUCGCUUCUGGAGGCCCACGGGGUCAGCUCGCUGGGCCCCGUGGCCCUGGCCACCAGCAGCGGCACGCUCGGGGCGGGGGCGCUCAGCGCCGGCGCCUAUGACGCCGUGCUCUCCGUGGCCGGCCAGCCCGGGCAUCACACCGUGCAGCUGCUGGGCCUUCUGGCGGCGGCCAUGAAGCCCGGCGGCAAGCUCGUCAUCCAAGAGCCUGGCGCCAGCGAGGAGGCCCUGAGCAAGACGCUGCUGCUGAGCGGGCUGACCUGCGGCGGCGCCGCGCCGGGCGGCGGCGUGGCAGCGCACAAGCCCGCGUGGGCGACGGGCGCCAAGGCAUCCAUCGCCCUGAGGCCGCGCCAGCCCACCGCGGCGCCGGCGGCAGCCGCAGCGGUCGCCGCCAAGCCCGCGCCGGCCGCCAAGACCUGGACGCUGGCUGUGGAUGAUGAUGAUGGGGAUGAGGAGCUGGUUGACGACGAGGAGCUGCUGACCGAGGAGGACAAGCAGCGCCCCGCGCCGCCGCCAGCCUCCGCCGACGACUGCGAGGUGGGUGCGGCGGGGCGCAAGGCCUGCAAGGACUGCACCUGUGGCCGCGCAGACGGCACGGCGGAGCAGUGCGGCCUGGGCGACGCCUUCCGCUGCGGGGGCUGCCCCUACCGCGGCCUGCCGGCCUUUGAGAUGGGCAAGAAAAUUGAGCUGCCUCCCGACUUUCUGGCGGUGGACCUGUAG
Messenger RNA from Chlorella variabilis, 771 nucleotides. RefSeq lists its product as hypothetical. Gene Ontology annotation, molecular function: iron-sulfur cluster binding. The coding region runs from base 1 to 771 and encodes 256 amino acids. NCBI's taxonomy places the organism in Eukaryota, Viridiplantae, Chlorophyta, Trebouxiophyceae, Chlorellales, Chlorellaceae. The record is from RefSeq and is a predicted model, not a curated record. Gene Ontology annotation, cellular component: cytoplasm. Gene Ontology annotation, biological process: iron-sulfur cluster assembly. The transcript is spliced from 4 exons.